AUGCUGCAAGAGACUCGUAAGAACAUCCUUGCGUGUGACUCAUACAUCCCCGAGAUUGAAAGCUUUCUCAAGACCAUCGAAUCAAAGGUUAAAAACCUGCGUGUGACCGGUCUGCCUGCUUUUAUCCGUAAAAUAAGCAAAGAGCAUGAUAUCCUGAAGCGAGUCGAAUCUGAACUCGUCGACGAUGAGCAGGAUGAAACUGGACUGAGUCUAUUAAACAGAAAGCUGGUAGCGAGUGCUACAAUUGUACAGCAUGGGGCUGUUCAUUGGGAGAUUCUCAAGCGGUGCCGCUCCUUUCUCGUCAUCGAUCAGACAUUUCAGGGGUCAGCCAAAGAAGACCGGAAGAAGCAAGUCUCCCAGAUCGUCGGCAAUGGGAGAGAAAAGCAGCAGCUGAAUCGAACGCUCAAAGAGCAGGCCAAGGUGGAAGUCGACGUGGUUGAAGGAGGAAAUGAAUGGCUCGACAUUAGAUGGCUCCAGGCGGACAGGUUGGCUCGACAAAUGACCGACUGCGGCUGGGGAUGGGGAGACUAUCAUUUGGGAGAUACUGUCGACCCGGAGGAGUGGGAGGAUACGCCUCUUGCUAAGCAAGUCAGGCGGCUCGUUGCUGCGACCAAAAUAAACCGUCACGAGUAUCGUAUUCCCCGACUGCGCAUCGUCUUUCCUAACCUGAAGAGAGGAGAAAAUGAGGAUAUCGAUGUGCUGUUGGAUCAGAUAUGCCGUCUCGACCCCCUGGUUGACAUUGUUGUGGAGGACUCCAGCAGCGUCUUCAUGCAGACACCACCUCCGCCCCUCAAGGAUGCCAUAAGAAACCUUAUAGGAGACGAGUUUGACGGUCUAACGGAUACCUUGAAUAUGGAUCACACUAUCCUCAUCGACCUCAUCUCCGACAUCACCCACCUCCAACUCGAGCCCCAGCCCUGGCAAGCCCAGACAACGCGGCUACAAAUCGAAGAAGAGCGCCAACAUGGCGGUGUCAUGGUGCGCGCCCUAUAUCCAAUCCUACAAAACCGCACCCUCUUCUGCACGCAAGAAGCCGCAGAGCACUUCCACGAAGUCCUCCGCACCGUCGGCACGCCUACUGAAAGGGAACGCGGAAGGCUCUUGGUUCCCUUUGACGAUGAUACCCGCGAUAUGCCGGUGGAGGAAAUUCGCAGACGCUUCGAAGAGCUGUCUGUCCAUCCUCUUCCUGAUAAUGUGCAAAUUCCUAUCAAAAUCCUCGAUGAGACGUGGACUAUGACUACUGUUAACCAGGCAGUGGCUGAUGGACGACUGCCAAAGGUUGCUCUCGAUGUUGCCAAGUGCGGUGCUUUCAAAAGUUCCAAGCUGAGCAUCUACAUGUACGGCUGGGCGACGGGCAAUGUCACAAUCACAUCGAACAAAGAAGUCCGCGGCCAGAUUCGCACAUGGGUCGAGACCAACAGACGCCAUGACGAGGAGCGCGGCCCAAUUAUUUGGCGUAUCGAUGUUACGAGAAAUCUACUGGCCAAGAGCGCUACGCCGCCGCCAGCAAUGCGGACAGAGAACGGUCUAGAUGGCAUCACGCUGAAGAGACAGAGAUGA
This is a messenger RNA of Trichoderma virens Gv29-8, 1560 nucleotides long. RefSeq lists its product as uncharacterized. The record is from RefSeq and is a predicted model, not a curated record. Lineage: Eukaryota; Fungi; Ascomycota; Sordariomycetes; Hypocreales; Hypocreaceae. Bases 1 to 1560 code for a protein of 519 amino acids. The transcript has a single exon.